AUGUACAUGUAUGCAGUUGGACGCGCUGCAACCCAAUCCUGUGGCAAGGCUGUGCGGCAAACCUUGCAUUUGCAAACCCGGCAAUUCAGCCUCAGCGCGGCGAGGAGAACUGAUGACGGCAAUGGCACGGCGCUGAACCCGAGAUGGUUUACCGACUUGCGAGGCCGUAUCAAGGCGUGCCUAGCAGCCAAUCCGCAGGGAGAGGAGGGCGCGAGAUUGAACAAGCAUCUGGAGUAUGUGGAUGAUAACUGGUUGGAGCUCUCAGCCGGCAGAGAGGGCUUCCUGACCGACGAGAGAUGGAGGGGAUUGAACAAGUUUGCUGUGGCCUGGGGUGACAUGGUAGGCCACGUCAACAACAUCAUGUACAACCGGUACGCUGAAUCCGGGCGCGUAAAUUGGGUCACGUCGUUUGCGGCACACGCACCCCCCGAGCAGCGCCAGCAAUGGGUCGACAUCAUGAGCCCCCGUGGCAUCGGCCUGAUUCUCAAGAGCAUCAAGACCGAUUACAAACUUCCCGUCGAGUAUCCGGACAAAAUCACCGUCAUCCACAAACUCGCCCAGCGACCAACCUACUCCUCCGACAGCAUCUUCCUCGACGCCGUGAUUUACUCGGAAGCGCAUAGGCGCGUGGCGGCGCGGUGCUUCGAAGACAUUGCCGUGUAUGACUAUAGAGCAGGCAAGCGAGCCACGUUGAAGGGCUUCAUGGUCGACGAGCUGCAGAAGAUAUACGACUUGCAGGAGCGGGGCAGAAAACAAGUCGAUGGCAAAGUGGACGAGUUGGAGCGCGACAUCAAGGUGAUGGAAGACAAGGCGUGA
Metarhizium brunneum ARSEF 3297 is the source of this 816-nucleotide messenger RNA. RefSeq lists its product as uncharacterized. Gene Ontology annotation, molecular function: fatty acyl-CoA hydrolase activity. Gene Ontology annotation, cellular component: mitochondrion. The record is from RefSeq and is a predicted model, not a curated record. NCBI's taxonomy places the organism in Eukaryota, Fungi, Ascomycota, Sordariomycetes, Hypocreales, Clavicipitaceae.